Phymastichus coffea is the source of this 4140-nucleotide messenger RNA. RefSeq names its product homeotic protein distal-less (gene Dll). The coding region runs from base 676 to 1893 and encodes 405 amino acids. Gene Ontology annotation, molecular function: DNA-binding transcription factor activity, RNA polymerase II-specific; RNA polymerase II cis-regulatory region sequence-specific DNA binding. Gene Ontology annotation, biological process: regulation of transcription by RNA polymerase II. Lineage: Eukaryota; Metazoa; Arthropoda; Insecta; Hymenoptera; Eulophidae. The record is from RefSeq and is a predicted model, not a curated record. The transcript has 5 exons.
GCGGUGUGCACUCGCAGUCAGUGUCGUCGCUCGCUCGCCCGCUCGCACGAUCGCGCUCGCAGAGCAGCUCAUUAUUUCGUCGUCGUUUUGUCCAGAGCAAACAUGGAUUGUCGGCGCCGCGCCGCGAGUUUCGUCGCUGAAGUGUGAUCAUCGCUCGCGCGACCAGUCGAUCGAGCUAAUCGACGACCGAGCCGAGACUCGCGAGAGUCAGGUGCGCGAAGAGCCCGUCGAGUGCGAGUAAACCAUGCGGAUAAACUGUCCGUCGAGCGACCUCUCCGGGAGCCGCAGCUGACGUCGCCCGGCGCGUUGUGACUAGUGAUACAAGGUGUGACACAGCGACUCUCUCGCGCGGGGCUGCCGCGGGACACCCUCAGCGACGGUAUUUCCAGAAAGUGCUCGUGCUCAAAGUGAUCAGCAAGUAACGCGCCGUCGAUGACGAUGAGCCUCGCCGCCUGAAGCCUCGGCCGGAGCAUCGAAGCCGGAGCAAGCAGCGAGUUCGCGGGCGAUCGGAGAGGCGAGCGCGGCGAUAGAAGGAGGAGGCUGCGGCGACUCUAGCGGGUCGCGUGUCGCUUGGUGGAGCUCCGGGGCGCCACGACGACGCUCAACUUCACGGACCUGGGGAGCCCAUUCGGGGCGGGCGACCCCUGUCCGUCGAGCACCCCGACCCCGAACAGCAUGUCAGGCGGGGGCGCCGGAGGCGGGGCGGGCAGCGGGCCGUCGGCCGCCGGCAACGGGCCCCCCAACCAAGCCACCCCCCAGAGCGCGGCCUCGGACCUGGAGCAGCAGCUGGCCGGCCACCACGGCAUGGGCUCGGUCACGCCGGGCCCCGGCGGCAACGGCCCCGACAGCGCCUCCAGCACGCCCGUCUCGCAGACCGGCAAGUCCGCCUUCAUCGAGCUGCAGCACAACAACAUCUACAACCCCGGCGGGCUGCGCGCCGCCGCGGCCUACCCGCACAACGUGCCCGCCGGCGCCCACCAGUUCUCCCAGCACGUGCACCAGCCCGGCCAGCCGGGCCAGCAGCAGCACGGCCCGGAGGCCGGCUUUCCCAGCCCCAGGAGCGCCCUCAGCUCCUAUCCGUUCGGGCCCAUGCACCAGCACAACGCCUACAGCGCCUACCACCUGGGCUCCUACGCGCCCCAGUGCCCCUCGCCGCCCAAGGACGGCGAGUACCAAAACUACCUCUCGCCGUUGGACAACAAGAGCGGCAUCGUGGACGAGCUUGGGGGCGGCGGCGGUGGGUCUCUAAGAAACGGCAAAGGCAAGAAGAUGCGCAAACCCCGGACGAUUUACAGCAGUUUGCAGCUGCAGCAGUUGAACAGGCGGUUCCAGCGGACGCAGUACCUGGCGUUACCCGAACGUGCCGAACUCGCGGCGAGCCUCGGGCUCACGCAGACACAGGUCAAAAUUUGGUUUCAAAACAGAAGGAGCAAGUACAAGAAGAUGAUGAAGGCAGCGCAACAGGGCGGCGGCGGUCAGCACGGCAGCCUACUCGCCGGUGGCACUGCGCUACCCGGCGGUCCGUCGCCGCAGCCCGGGCAGCCCGGUGGUCUCAUGCAAGGAGGUGGAGGAAGCUCGGUGUCGGGCAGCCCGACGACGGGUUACCUGGGCGGCAUGGGAGGCGGCGGCGGCCACACGCCGGGCAGCUCGAGCCCGGGCAGCGAGAUGUCGCCUCAGCACAACGAGAGUCCCCCGGCGCCCGCAUGGCCCGGCGAAAUGAAGCACCAUCCCCAUCCGCACGCGCCGCCCCACAGCCAUCACCAUCCGCACACGCCGGGGCACCAUCCGCCCCCGCCACCACCGCCUCCGCACCACGCCGGCUACAUGCCACAGUACUCUUGGUACCAGGCCGACCCCAAUCCCGGAUUGCUCACGGUGUGGCCGGCAGUUUAACGAAGCCGCCUGUUGUCCGGAACUUCAGUUUGAAAAGUGAAAGAGCGAGGCCUGCCUGAAAAGGAGAGGAAGCGUACGGUCGCCAGUGUCGCGCGCGCUGGCCAUCGCGCGUAUGCACGCGCAUCGCGAGAGAGAAGGAGGCAAUUUUGACGGAAACGAACGGAAACUCUGCAGCCAUCGUGUACCUAUGAUAUACGCCAACCAGUGCUGAUUAUAAAUAUUAUACAUAAGGCAAAGCUGCAGCUUCACUCGCCAAGCCGCGGCAGCGAAGUGUGAUCUCGUGAAUCGCGUACUAUAGCUAAAAAUGGAAGCGACGUCUUUUUAGGCGAAUCACCACCGAUACACAUGGACAUGCAUCCACAGACUAACCAACCAACAAACAUGAAUAGUGAAACACACACACACACACACUCACCCACGCAUACACACACACACACAGAGAAGUGACGUGGCGCGAGUCACGGACAAUCAAUGCGUGUACCAACGAAUUAUCUGGCGUGUGGUAUGAUGAUAUAUUAAUGUACAAAAGCGAGAGCGAGAGAGAGAGCGCGAGUAGACACUUGAGAGAAUGUGUUGUCUUGUCUGUUUUUGCAUUCUGAAGGAAUUUCUUCGUUUUGUACGUAGGGAACGACGAACCUCGACGAACCGUUCGCGAAAAUGACGCUCGUCACUCCGCGUUUCUGUCUCUCUCUCUCUCUUUCCUCUUUCUCUCUGCUCGCGAAUGCAUUUCUGUUCUUUUUUUUCGUUUAGCGGUUGUGCCGAGGAUCGCGUGCAUACGUGCGCACUGGUAGAAGAAAUAACGCCUUGGAUUCCAUUGUAAAUUUUUCAAAAAAAAAAAAAGAAAAAAAGGAAAAGAAAAAGAAGAAUCAGAAAAAAUAGUAAUAAGAACGAAAGGAAAAAAAUGGCAUUGCGCACUGGGGAGAGAAACGCAGGCGGCGAGUUGCCUCAGAAUCGUGACUUCGGCCCGCGAAAAAUGAGAGUUGCACAAAAUCUUCUUCGGCUUCUGUGCAACAGCGCGUAAUGACAUUUUCGUGAGCCGUCUGUGGCAACAGCCGGCAAGAGUGACGCAACGAUCCGCGAGAUGGAAGGAAGAGGCUGCAGCUACCGACUGCCGCUGCGGGGGUUUCGGCUUUGAUAUCGCGAAGCGAAUCACGGCGAAAAAUAAAGUGGCGGCGCGAGUCGGCUCGAGGUUGACCCAAUUGUCACUCUCGAGACUCUCGAAAACUGCCGGUCCCUUUCUUCUCUCGCCGCGUGUACGUGUAUUUGUUUCUUUCUCCUCUGUGUCGCGCUGCGCACGGAGAAAUCGGCAAUUUCAUAUUGAGAGCACCUUGCGAGAGCGCGACGUCAAAUUGAUAGCUGCUUAUUUUGUUUUAUCUUCCUUUCCUCGUGUAAAAAGUUUGGUUGGACUUGUAAUUUUCGAGCGCUCAAGUGAUAUAAACGUGCGGCUGCAGGCGAGUGAGUGAGUGAGAGUGGUCCGUGCCGCUCGCGUCGACAAUUUGCUCGCCAUCUCUUUCGCGUGUAAGAUGUACAUUGUGUCUCCCUAGAGCUGCUACCGCGAAUCGACAAGUGAUAUUGUGAAUGUCGCGAGCUGUAUAAAGAUUUGAGGUGAGGCAAUUCGCUCUCGGACGGAGGCGUGGUGCAGCGAGGGCGCUGUAUUUCGGUGCAAUAAAUAAUUAAACUUGACGAGAAAGAGCGAUUCGUUUCUAUAAUGAUCGAAGACUCUUUAGUUCCUACAUACACGAUGAAAGAGAGAGAUCGCGAGCGGAUGAAUAAAUGCGUAUGUGAAUAAACAAUUGUGCGAAAAAUGGAGAGAAAGAGGAAAGAGGAGUUGCGGAACGAGUCGUAGAAUUUUAAAUAGCGUUACUAGUCCCGGCGCCAAUCUCUGAGGAGCGAAUCGAUUUGACAAUUCGAUUUCGAUUUCAAACUGCGUGUAAAUAUUAUUAUAUAUUAAUUGAGCGUCGGGACCAAGUUCCCCUCAAAAACCCUUAAAAUUUCAACCCCGUCCCUCCCCCCUUCUAGCAAGUAAGUUGUAAGUGGAUCUGUGUAAAAUAUAAUAUUGUGAUAAGAAAUGUAAAAAAAAUAAAAAAUACACACUACACAUACAUUCACGCAAGAAUUAUGGAUGAAAAUGAAAAACAGCGAUUCGUUAUUCUAUUUAGGAGAAAGUAUGGACAACAGCUUCGUUCCCUAAUUAUCGAUUUUACCGAGAACGACCCUUGUACGAAAUAUAGAUUACGAACUACCUUA